GAGUCUAACACACACACACACACGCGAGACUGAGCGCCUUUGUCUCAUAAUAACACGAUGACACGAUUCAGUUACGCAGAAUAUCUCUCGUUAUUUCGAUCAAAUGACAAAAAACGACAUUCAACGCUCCCGAAACCAGAAUCAUCAACUGAACGAACCGCACACCGCUCACAAGAUGGUAUUGUAUGUGCCGUGCAGACAGAGGACUGGACAGACCUGCAUGAAGCGUCUCAUUGUGGCCGCAUAGAUUGUGUUCAAGAUCUGCUCAAAGCUCGUAGCACAUGUGUAGAUAAACGCACACUACAGGAACAGACGGCACUGCUGCUCGCCGUCAAUGGAGAACACAUGGAGUGUGUGAAGUGUCUUCUAGAAGCAGGUGCUGACCCGGAUAUCUGUAAUAAACACAAAGAGACGCCGCUUUAUAAAGCUUGUGCACAGGAGUGUGCGAGUGUGGUGAAGCUGUUGGUGGCGUUUGGCGCAUCAGUAAAUCAGCGCUGUCGUCGAGGACGCACGGCUCUUCAUGAAGCAGCUCGACUGGGCAACACAGACCUCUGUGAGACACUCCUGCAGGCGGGCGCUUCAAUAGAUGUCAGGAACGCAUAUGGAAUCACACCCUUAAUAGAGGCUGCCCGACACGGACGCACAGAAACUCUCACACACCUGAUCAGGAAUGGAGCUGAUGUGAAUGUGCAGUCAUGUGACGGGAAUACGGCAUUAAUUGAAGCCUGUAAACAUGGUCAUGGAGAAAUGGUGAAGCUUUUGCUCAAACAUCACGCAGAUGCCAAUAAAACCUCCAGUGCAGGACUGCUGCCGCUGCACGUCGCCACACAACACGGACACAAACAGAUUGUGUCUUUAUUGCUCCCUGUGACGAGUCGGGCAAGGAUUCGUCAGAGCGGCAUCACACCUCUUCAUGUGGCAGCUGAACACGACCAGCUGAACAUCAUGAGUCUACUCAUUGAGUCCGGCUGUGACGUCAAUGCCAAACUGUCACCUGAAUGCUCAGCUGCCUUCCACGACCGCCGCGUCACGCCUCUAUACUGUGCCAUUGCUGCCAGAAAUGUGCAGGCCACUGAGAUCCUGCUGAAGGCUGGUGCCGAUCCAAACACUGACCCGCUCAGACCGCUGCUGUUAGCUGUACGACAGGGCUGUUUGAGGACCGUCACCAUGCUGGUGGAAUCUGGAGCUGAUGUCAACACUCACUCACCAGACCAGAGCUCAGAGUUUCCAGGAGUUUUGUUGUACACUCACCACAUGGAUGUUCUGCAGUAUCUACUGGACAACGGCUGUGAUGCUCAUGCCUGUUUUACAUGCCAUAAACAUCACAGUCACACUGCAGCAGUGUCCUCAAGAGAUGUGAUCUGCACUAAACCAAAGUUGAAGUUUUGUGAAUGGAUCUCGUCAUCCUGCUGGAGUCAUUCAGCCGGUUCUGUUGUCGAUCUGCUGCUGGAUUAUGUAGGAAAUGUUCAACUGUGCAGCAGAAUCACUGAACAUCUGCAGAGGAAACAAGAGUGGCCAACCAUUCAAGAGAAAACUUUGUCACCUCGACUCCUGAUGCAUCUCUGUCGACUGAAGAUCCGAGAACAUGUGGGAAGUGAAAGACUGAUGUCUGUAAACACACUUCCAUUGCCUGACAGAGUGCUGCGUUACCUGACAUCCAAAACCAUCAAAGAGACCGGGUCAAAUCACACACUGAAACCAGACUUAUGUUUAUAUGGACAAACACAGCCCAUGUAUUGAAUUCAAAUAAAACUAGAACAAAAUCAUGAAUACUGCGUUGGAUAUGUCAUGACUGGUGUUUAUGAGGUUUUGUGCCAUAUAUGUUGUUUGCUUAUUUAUAACUUUUUCGUAACUUGUUUUUUUUUAAGAUUCUGUAGUUUGAUUAUCAACAUGUAAAAACACACUAGAGGUACUUUACUGUGAACAGUAUGAAUACAUGUGCUGAAGUUUAUCCUUGAUUGUUUGACUGUAUUUAUUAUUUCAUAUGCUGGUUUAUGUGUCAUAAAAAAAAAUCAUAAAUAAAGAUCAUAAAUGAAGAUCACAGAUGGUGUAAUGUGAAGCAGUAAAAGUGUUCGGCGUGCGGAACUGGUAAUUAUAUUUUUAAUGAGCUAAUGCACAAGACCUGGAUUAUGAUCAGACUUGCUAAUGAGACAAUAAACAUCAAAACUAAAAAUAAUAAAUAAAUAUUUACAUUCACAAUAAAAAGAUGCCCACACAGAAGUCUGAUAUAUGACCAUAUAUAUUGAAUUACAGUUAAUAUAUUUGAUCUUAUUUUUACAUAUUCAAAUUCCACUAGAAUGUUUAGAAAACAUGGCAUUUUUUGUAGUAUUUUGAAAUAUAUGUAACAUAUAUGUACAAGUUUUAUUUCAGUAAAAAAUACAUCUGUGAACAUGCAUUUAAUGUACUGUGUAUGUGUUUUGCAUCUACUGCCAUGUAGCAGACUUCUGUAUCGAGAAUGUCCCAUGUUGGAACACGUAAAUGUGAUUAAAAUUGGGAUUUAUAUAAAUGCACCAAAGACAGUCUGAUAUGGUACAGAAGGUUAUCUGUUUCUGUGUAAACUUAUGACAUGUUGUGCUAAUAUAAAACUGCAGUUAAAACUAAAAACAACAUAAUAUAUGGGUGCUUGAAAAUAAAGUUAAAAGCCUGUUUAAGCGAUCAUAGAAACUCAACUCACUGUCUGAAAGAAAAUGAUCUUCUCAAAAGCCUAUAACAAC
This is a messenger RNA of Xyrauchen texanus (razorback sucker), 2714 nucleotides long. It is a transcript of the gene asb2b, whose product is annotated as ankyrin repeat and SOCS box containing 2b. The record is from RefSeq and is a predicted model, not a curated record. Gene Ontology annotation, biological process: positive regulation of transcription by RNA polymerase II; intracellular signal transduction. NCBI's taxonomy places the organism in Eukaryota, Metazoa, Chordata, Actinopteri, Cypriniformes, Catostomidae. The transcript has 8 exons. The coding region runs from base 58 to 1740 and encodes 560 amino acids. Gene Ontology annotation, cellular component: nucleus. Gene Ontology annotation, molecular function: protein binding; transcription cis-regulatory region binding.